AUGCUACAACCAGCACUCCGAACGCAGCUCGCGGCGCCAAUCCGCUCAUGCCAAUUACCCGCACGUCGUCUACUUUCUGCGACCUCCCCCGUACAAGAUCCCCGCAAAGCCAAUUUGGACAACGCGCCGGCAAAGCCGCACACCAUCGACCCGCGAUGGCUUACAAUGAUAAAGCGACGAAUCGGGAAAUGCAUGAUGUUUGGACUACGGCCAGAUCAGAUCAAUGAAGGAGGACAGAUUCUACAGCAAUUGGCCAAUGAUUGGCGUGAAUUGCUUGCUGGAAGUGAGGGUUUCUUGACCGAUAAGAAGCGUCGCAGUUUGUUUAAGCAUAAUGUUGUCUGGGGCCAUGUCAACAACGUCACCUAUGUUCGAUAUGCCGAGACAGCCCGAGUGAACUGGACACGAAACAUCGGAACCUACAUCGAUCCUGCAAAUAAGAAAGAAUGGAUAAACCUAGUUGGCUCUACGGGGGUUGGACUCAUCCUGCGAAGCAUCAAGGUGGACUACAAAUUUCCCAUGACAUCGCCCGACAAGAUAACUGUUUACCAAAGGCUAGUCCCCGACCCAAACUCAUUCCUCUCCAGACAAUCUGCAUUCCAGCUGCAGGUCAUGAUCCUCUCGGAAGCCAAGCAACGUCCUGCUGCUCGUUGCCACGAGGAUAUUGUCACAUAUGACUACAAGAGGAACCAGAAGACGCACAAUCUUCCUCCUUUUGUCAUGGAACAGUUUAAGGUCAUCUAUGAAUUGCAGGAACAAGCCCAGAAGGAAUGGCAGCAGCAAAUUGCCGAGAUUGAGAAUCGAGUGCGGACUCUUGAACUUGAGAGCUGGGAUCGUGUAGAUGCCAUUGAGGAUAAUGGGUCUUCUUAA
Messenger RNA from Penicillium canescens, 867 nucleotides. Its product is annotated as thioesterase family protein. Gene Ontology annotation, molecular function: fatty acyl-CoA hydrolase activity. The record is from RefSeq and is a predicted model, not a curated record. Bases 1 to 867 code for a protein of 288 amino acids. The transcript is spliced from 3 exons. Lineage: Eukaryota; Fungi; Ascomycota; Eurotiomycetes; Eurotiales; Aspergillaceae.